CAUACGACGUCAUACAAUUGUCAAUGACGUCGAAUAAUUGUUAAUAUAGCCAUAUAGCAGCACCAACUCAACGGUGCCAGAUCAUCAGUUUGUUAAGUCAGUUAAGACUAUUAAAUAUGAAAUGAAUGGUCAAAACUAAGUAUCAUCCACAAGAAUGCAUUCGAACAAGCUGCAGAAAUUGCUAAACACUAAACUCUACCGUGGACUGUGCACGGAGGUGAUUUUGGAAUCGCCAUGCUUCCAGCUCGGUCCCACCGGAGAAAUCGUACGUCACGUUCACAUUGGCGUAACCAAUAGAGAAUUUCUCAUUGCGCAACAGAAAAUCCGUGACGUGAGGCGGCAUCCCGAUAUCAUGAGUCACCCUAACAUUGACCUGGAUCUAGAAGGGUUCGAGCUGAUAUCCGGUCUGCCUCUUGCCUGCUGCCACUUCUCCCUGUGGGAUGAUCGCUCGUACAGGUUCGUCAUUUGCACAGACAUGGGCAGCUCGUACUACUUCGAGAUGUGCAAUGUCACCGAUGGCUCUGAUGCUUUGUGGGCUGCUUGGCGGGCAUACAUCGCUAGCAGAGGAGACCGCUUCACAGAUUUUGGUUACAAAUCGUGGCAGAUAUACCCAAGCGACAACAAGUCCCAGGUGGACUAUUCUAAUGUCAAGUUUCUGAAAAGACCAGCAGUCAUGUGUUUGGUGGAAUCAGUCGGUACACAAGCUUGUGAGGAAUUUGAUUAUUUUCGCGAAAAUAGAAAAUACUCAAUAAGCGCAAACUGUGACUAUCUCGCAUUCGGAUAUCCCGAAGGAAUACUAAACACUUUGGAAGGCGGUUCUCUUUUGGAAAUGACAUCACAUCUGUACAUGUCAAUACCCGAACUGCAGCUCCUUGGGAAAUCACGUCGCAUAAUGCAGGUUGCUUCCGACAUAUCCCUACGUGGAAAUAAAGAUGGCAGAUUUGAACAAAGCGCAAGCACGGUAAUAGGCAGCAAAUCUGAAAGUGAUCUCAUAGAUUACCAUAGAAAUGCAGGUACACUUGCUGAGAGCUGGAAGAAGCGAAUAUUUUACAUGCUCCUGCAGACUAGCUCCGACAGUGCCACUAAUCGGUUAUCUAUUUUGUUUCCCAACUGGUGCCUCUCCGCAGGUAUGCUUGAAGAAUAUACCAAGAUCUGGAGUGCCCAGUUAAAACUGAAUCCUAAAGGAACAUAUUUAAGACCAGUAGAAAGUUUAUCACUGGACUGUUUUGAACCCAUAAUAGACCAAGUGGAAGGCAAUAUAGAGACAAAAUCUUCUGGGAAGCGCCGACGCUGGCGUCAUCUUGCUGAGAAGAGACGGAAACGGCUGCAGCUUAAACGUGUCCUCUCUGAUCGAGUGUUGGGUGUCUUUAGAACACGUCCACCAAGAAGAACAAACUUACAGUUGGAAAAUUUUACCAGUAGCCAGAUUGCAGAUGAACUCAACUUAAUGGCGGCUGAAUUUGUUUUGGGUGUUACAGAAGAGGAUGUGAUGGAUUAUCAGUCAGGCACCAAUCUGCAUGAUCUAAAAAGACUGAAGACUUUGCAAGAUUAUUCCACAGAUGUUGUCAAGUUCAUCAGCAAGGAAAUAUUUUCUGUGGAAACACCAUAUAACCAGUCCAGGAUGAUUAGAUACUAUCUAAAGGUCGCAGAACAUUGUUAUAAUUCACAAAAUCUGCUCACGCUGGCAUCGAUUCUCAAGAGUCUCUACUCACUGCCUGUGUCACGACUCGCCGACACUUGGGAAAUCUUCAGAAAGCAGUAUGAGGAUUCAGACCGGACGUUCAAAGAAGCAACACAAUUAUUUAAUCCAUGUAAUAAUUUCAAAGCCUAUGCUCUUGAGUAUGCAAAGAUAAGUGCAGCAGACCAGCCAUUUUUGCCUUGGUUUGACCAUUUCCUUUGGCAUUCAUAUCACGUAUUUCCAAAAGGUUCAGCAUCAGGUGAAAAUAUAAGCAAAGCAUUGUCAGCUGACAUUAAACGACAGCUCUCUGAAACAGAGGUGAUGAAAUCUGGGAUCUCAAGAAGUUUUAACACAUUAUUUUGCUGCAUUUCUGUUCCUGAUUCAGACAAUAAAAGAUCCUACACUCUCAUCAAAGACUCAAAUGAUUGUAAUCGCCAUAAAGUUGUACGCAAGUCAAGCUCAAAGAAAGUCACUUUUUGCAAAGGUAAACUUGACCCCAAACUGAUGUGUGACAAACAGCCAGUGAAUGGGUACAUUUCUGGAAUGAUAUCCGACUCAGAAGAUGAUAAAUCUGAUCCUUUGCUUAUGACGGCAAUGUUAGCAGAUACAGAAACCUACAGUACAGAUCCGAGUAUUGAUGGUGUUGAACUAACAUGCCAUGGUUUAGGCAGACAGUUUUUGAAAGGAGAAUCUGCCAUUAAUUGUAUGCCUAGAGGAAAGAAAAGGUACAAUCGACCAACAAGUGUGUUACAUCCUUUGAAUAUUGACACAGAAUUCCAAGAAGUGUCAUUGGAUGAUUCCGAUGAUGAAAUGGACAACAUCGUCCGGCAGACAGUGAAUGGCAAUAACAUGCAGAACCACAAAAGGAGGUUACCCACUCCUCGUGGGCCAGUGAAAGAGAAAGAAAAAGAGAAAGAAAAGGAGAAAGAAAGAAGAAAACCCUUGGCAACCAAAGUUGAUGACAUGUCUGCAUGUUCUGUUGGUAUGAAACAAGAGGAUGUCACAUCAACAAGUAAGUCAGAUAGUUCCAGCUUAAGGAAACUGCCACUGUCAAAGUCAGAAGAGAAGCAGCUAGGAGAAAAGAAAAAUGAAGCUGCUGAGAAUGCUGCUCAAACAUCAAAAAGCAGUCCCACAGUUUCAAAGAGGAACGAAAAUGACCAACACAGAAAAUCACGUACCGCAGUUACCUCACAUCCUCCACAUUGUCAGGCUGACAUCAUUCAAGAAGGUUCCAGUCCAGCAAAUGAAGACAAGCCUACCAGUCCUGAUUCUGAAGCCACAGAGCCAUUUGCCAGCCCCGUUGUGAAGUGCAAUGUCUGUCAUCGUGAGGCAUGCCUGUAUGAAGGAGACGUAGCUUGGGAGCUGCUGCAUAUGCAGCUGGCUGCUAUCAAGUACAUACAUCCGUCUAACACUGCUGUAAGAGAGUACAUCACCAGGUCGACACCAACAUGUUAUCAACUCCUGCAGAUGUCACUAAGGCAUAAACCAAUACAAAGAAACAAUGGGAGUAGAAUGAAGAAAUGAAAACAUUAUGGAGAUAUCUUCCUUUGGUUUUUGAAUUUAAACGUGUAUGGUUUAUAGAUGUACAUAUUGGUUUAGUGUUUUAAGGCAUGUUCAAAAUUUGAAGAAAUUAAUUUUAUUGUAGAAUAUCAUAUGGUACUUUGUUUUUUAAUUUAAAUUUGUUUGGUUUAAAUUUAUUGCAAAUUAUUAAAUAUACAUGACAGUUUAGGAAAGAUACACACGACUAAGGGAUAAAUACAUUUUUUAAAUUUGGCUGAUCUUAAUUUUUUGUGUCAUUAAAUUGGUAUGGUUUUAAGUUCAUAGAGGCACAUGUUAGGUUUAGUGUUCUGAAGCAUGUUCAAGGUGUACAUGCUACGUAAUAUUGUGAAUGAAGUUGGUGUAUUAUGAUCUAGUAGGUGUAUAAUAUGAUUGUUAUGAAACAUGCAAGAGUUCAUAUUGUUUGAGGUACUGUUACAUUAUUAUUUAAAAUUGAUGUAGCACUGUUAAAUUUAUGCAUGUACUUUUUCAGUUCAGAGAUAAACACAAAGGAUCUUUAUUUAGCAAUCUGAGCCCGGUUUCACAAAACAUCAUAAGCCUAGCUUUGCAUGUAAUUGUAAAUCUAUUACUAAUCCACAAGUCCUAUUACUACUAACGUACUGUACUACUAUAUUUUGAAGUGUGCAUAUUUUAUUUUAUUUUGUACUUAAAAUGCUCCAUCUUCUGUAAUAAUGUAAUUUUUCUGCAUGAAACAGAUGCCAAACACAGGUAAACAUAUGACCAGUAUAAUUGCUAAGAUCCACUGUUACUGUACAUAUAGCUGAAUGAUCUGGCAUCCGUUAUGUAUUACUAAAUUGGUGUGUUACUGGUUUGUAGGUGUAUUUUAAUUGUUGUAAAUUUGUGGUAAUGUUAAAAUUGUAUUUAAACACUGGUGUUUGUUCAGAUGUACAUGUACUGUAUGGUUUAUAUUUUAGCACUUUGAUAGUUACAUGAUAUCUAGUGUUACGCAGUUUAUGAGAAAAUAUGGUUUGAAAUAUGCAAUUAAUAUUUUUUAAACAAGAAAUGUGUUUAUGUGAUUGUAAUUUUGGUGUUUGAUUUUUAUUAUUUUAUAUAUUUAACUUUUGAAAUUGGUGUGACAGUUUAAUAAUUAUAUUUAGUGAUAAAAUGAGUUUGUAAUUGAUAAUAAAUGUUUAAAUGUGAGAUGUGAUUUGAAAAGAAAUAAGACAAGCACAGCUUGAACCUUUCUAAAUUAGAAAUGUUUCUGUUCUUAUCAUUUUGAUGUUGAAUUUUUUAUUUUAAAUAUUUCACUUUUAAAAAGUGUUUCUGGUUCCUAAUUUUAUUUUAUUUUGUUUAUCUAAUGUAACUGUUUCUUUGUGUAACAUGUGGUUUUGAUAGCAAGAUUAACGUGUGUUAAAUGGAUUUGAGAACAAAUGUUCUGCUUAGAUUUUUCACUUUUUUAAAAUCCAAUUUAUCAGGUUUUAAAAUAUUUAAAAAAAACUUUGAUUCUUUUUCUUUUUAACAAUAUAAGAUUAUGAAAAUAAAAAAUUGACAGUGUUAACUGUCGGAAAUUUUAAAUUACAGCAAUAUUUUAUGUAUGGUAUAAUCUUCAUGAUAUAAUGCAAGUAUUACAAGUUGUAAAAUGGAGGGAGAGAUGAAUGUUUGCAUAAUACUGUUCUAAUUUAAAGUUUUUCGUAAGUCUUUUUGCCAUACUUAAAAACAAUCAGAAGGUUUUUUUUAAAUGUAUUAAUUAAAAAUGUUCUUAGAAAAAAAAAUCUUUGCAAUAAUUCAAAACAUUAAAAAAAUAUGGGUUUUUUUUUUCAUUUUAACAUUGUUAUAUUAAAAUGUUUUAGAUGAAAAUAGAGGAGAAUCAAAGGUUUUUUAAAAAAUCUUAAAAUUUAAAAUUUGCUUUAAAAGGUUUAUUUAAAAAAAUGUUUUUAUGUUUAAUUUAUUUUAUUAUAUUUUUUUUUUUUUUGUGUUUUAGAUAAAAAGUAGAAGAGAGAAUCAGACUUAAAAAAUCUAAUUUCAAAUUUGCUAUAAAAAGUUUUGCAGGAUUUCAAAAAUUCAUGAUAAAAUUUUUCUAAAGUUUUCUCUUUUCUUUUUUCCAUAAUUUUAUAUUCAUUCUUAGAGUGAUUUAGAUGGAUUUAAUGAUGGAAAAUCCUGUAAGAUUUUCUAAAAAGAGUCAUUUUAUUAUUUUACUAUAUGAAAUUAAACAGUUUUCAAUGAAAAUGCUAAAGGUGGAAUAAUUUACCGACCCCAAUAUUAUAAUACUGCUGAUGUAAUCCCUAUGUAUUAUAAUGGCAUUACAUUUUUAGCUUUGUUUAGCUUUGCUUAUCAUUCAUUUAAAAUAUUUCUUAUUUGUGAGAAUUAUAUGUACAAUUCAAUAAAGCAGUGGGUAUUAAACUUUAUUGAAAAAA
Gigantopelta aegis is the source of this 5589-nucleotide messenger RNA. RefSeq lists its product as uncharacterized. Bases 155 to 3202 code for a protein of 1015 amino acids. Gene Ontology annotation, cellular component: plasma membrane. Gene Ontology annotation, molecular function: guanyl-nucleotide exchange factor activity. The transcript is spliced from 8 exons. Gene Ontology annotation, biological process: positive regulation of GTPase activity; Ras protein signal transduction. Lineage: Eukaryota; Metazoa; Mollusca; Gastropoda; Neomphalida; Peltospiridae. The record is from RefSeq and is a predicted model, not a curated record.